AGAGAGAGUAUCGGCAAACACGUCCCAAACCACCACCGCCUUCCUCUCUCUUCCACCAUCAACUUCCAACACUCGUAAAACUACCCGAAUCUCAAAAAACCCAUAUCCACAAUCUUCUUCUGAAUCUGGGAUUGGAGAUGCCGUUAUUUAAAAGAAAGCCAUUUGCUUUGGCGGAAAAACCAAAGGAUUUGAAGCCGAAUGAACUCGUGUUCCAAGUUCGGUUUACUAAAGAGAUAUUUAGGGAUUAUAGUGAAUAUCUGAGACGAAUAAACCUGUAUCGCCAUAGGGUGUGGACAUGCAAAUUGACAGGAAAGAAUUACUUGACGUAUGAGGAAGCUUUGGUUUCGGAGAAGAAAGCUGCAGAAGAAGUUCAGAAGUUCCCUGAGGAACUAGUGGCUCCAGUUCUUCGCGAUGUGCAAUUCAGUAUGCUCAGUUUAAAAGAUCUUGGGGAUGCUGUUGCUCAAAAAUUACAGGGCUGUCUUUCAGAAGGUAGUGAAUUAUAUGGGAGGAAAAACAAUCAUGUAUAUUCCUGCAAAAUCGAGAGAGUUGUGAAGGAUGGUGAGAAAACUCGUUAUGAGGUUGCAUGGCUAGACAAAUAUGAAAGACUGCCUGAGAAUACAGCCGUCGACGAAGAAGAUCUGAUUAGGUGCAAAUUGCGAUUUAGUAGAGCUUUUCUGAAGUCUUUUAUCAGAGAAUCUACAUAUCGUAGUAUUCCUUGGGUCUUGCAUGAAAAAUUGGCAAAGAAGCAUGGGAUUCCAACUGAUCCCCCAGAUGAUCUUAAAGACCAAUUUUUUAUGCAGGAUGGAGUGGUUGUUGUAAAUAGGAAGAGAAAGAAAAGUGAAGAUAGAGAGGCUAAAGAGAAUGGCUUCCAAGAUCCCUACGAGAUAGGAAGAGAAGACAAACUGAAGGCACAGUCCAUUAGAUAUCCAAUCGAUGAUCUUUUGGUGCAAUACACAGAGUUCGAUAAACAGUUGGCUGAACGCCCUCCUCCAUGCAGGGAAUUUAACGUCCCAAUGGAAUGUGUAGGGGAUCACUUGAUGGUCUGGGAUUUCUGUACCUCAUUUGGCAGGUUAUUGCACCUGUCACCAUUCUCCCUUGAAGAUUUUGAAAGGGCUGUCUGUCAAAAAGGCAGCAAUAUUGUUCUCAUAACUGAAUGUCAUUCAGCCCUUCUUCGUUUUCUUUUGAAAGAUAACAGUGAGUAUUUCAUAGCUGUACAGAAGAAAAGACCAAAGCUGAAGAUUACUUUAGUCACCUGGACAGAGUAUUUGUCUGAUUUUUUGGAAUUGACUGGUAUUGUUGAAUUGUCUAAUCAUGUUGCAACAAUUAAGAGGGGUCACUAUGGCCUUCUAGAUAUUCAGGCCAAAUUGACAAUCUUGCGUGAACUGGUCUGUCGAGUCCUUGAGACAGAGUAUUUUAAGGAGAAGUUGGAUGAGGAUAUUGAAAAGCAGUAUGCACUUGCAGCAACAAGGAGAGAGGAAAUUUUGGAAGAAUCUAGGAAGAAGAGAGAAGACCAUUUGAAAAUCCAGUCUAAUGGGAAGGAAGCAACAAAAGGGCGUGGCAACUCCUCAGAUACUGGGAGUGAUAACCACCUCAGAGAGAAUGGAGAUAUGCCAAGUAGCAAUGGCAAACAGACAUCUCCAUCAAAACAUUCAUUUGAAAACAGUGAGAGUGAGCUAACAAUCUCCUCAUUGAAAAAUUCUAAGAAGAGAAAGGUUGACGUCAAAAAUUCUACAGCAAAGAUGAAUGCUUCCUCUAAGAUUGCUUCUGAUAAAUUGAUAAAGGAUGAAGGGAAGGAAAUGUUAGAAAGCAGGAGUAUGGACCAAAGAGCUGCUCACAAAAUGCGGAAGAAUGAGAUAAAGGAGCAUCUUGAAAACAGGAGUAAGGAGCAAAGGAAAGAAUAUCUUGAACGGGAAAUAGAGAAAAGAGUGAUACGCACCAAUCCAUUGGGAAAGGACCGAGAUUAUAAUAGAUAUUGGUUUUUCCGCCGUGAUGGAAGAAUAUUUGUUGAGAGUUCAGAUUCCGUCGAGUGGGGCUAUUACUCUUCCCAGGAGGAGCUUGAUGCUCUGAUUGGAUCACUGAAUGUCAAGGGUGAAAGGGAGAGGGCUCUUAAAAAGCAACUCGAAAAUCUCUACCACAAAAUAAGCUUGGAACUUCAAAAGAGAUCGAAGGAGGUGGCUCAGAAGGCAGAAACAGACGAUGCUGAUGUUCGGAGAUCAACACGUGUCCGUGCUCCACCAGGAGAUAAUCCUGCUCUUGCCUUCUUGAAGUACGUUAACAAGUGGAAAGAAGACUAACCUAGAAAGUUAGACUAUGGCAACAUACUCUGUUGUUCAGAAUUGGUAUUGUAGUCGCAGCUAACCAUCAUGCCGAGAUGAAUAUAGGGGAAAAGAAAUUUGUCCUGCAUUUUGUUGAAAUGACAGUUCAUUUUUGGCAAUUGAACGCUGGCCAAUGAUAGGAAUGAAAUUUGGUUCUUUUUCAUUUCUGUGAUUAUGGUACAGAUGAAAGGUUACUGUUCCAAUUUUGUAUAUGAUGUUCAUUGGCUGGUUCUAACAUUAGGAUGUUCCUUUAAUAAUUUUGGUUAUCGACAUUUGAUCAUUGUGUUAUGGUGGAAGACUUGCAGUUUUAU
Molecule: messenger RNA, 2626 nt
Organism: Solanum verrucosum
Lineage: Eukaryota; Viridiplantae; Streptophyta; Magnoliopsida; Solanales; Solanaceae
Exons: 11
Coding region: 138-2294 (718 amino acids)
Source: RefSeq, a predicted model, not a curated record